AUCAGUGCUUAUUUCUUUAGUAUUUUUCUCUGUUUCAAGGAUCAGGAUGAUAUGAACAAGAUAAGUAGAAUAAAACAUUCAACUGUUGGAUAUUUGAACUAAUCCAAAAUGAGCUCUUAUCGUUAGCGUAAGGCAUUACGUAUGCCCGCAGGCCGAAAUAAACAUCUUAUAUCCUGUUUUCUCAAAGAGCCACAACAAAAGAAGGUAUCUCAGUUAAAAGAAGUCUUUUAAUAACCCAAGUCUGACUCAAUAUCCAAACCCAAGUCUCAGACUUGGGUACCCAAUACCCAAACCCAAGUCCAAGACUUGGGUACCCAAUACCCAAACCCAAGUCCAAGACUUGGGUACCCAAUACCCAAACCCAAGUCCGAGACUUGGGUACCCAAACCCAAACCCAAGUCUCAGACUUGGGUACCCAAUACCCAAACCCAAGUCCAAGACUUGGGUACCCAAUACCCAAACCCAAGUCCGACCCAAGUAAGGAAUGUUAGUACAAUAAAUUUAUAGAGAUUUAUCUGGACUGUUCUCAGUCAUGGACUCGACAAAAAAUGUAAAGUGUUGAUACAUGUUUACACUUGUAUUUCUAUAUAUGACAUGAUUAACUCAUGUAUCUGUUAUCAUUCAUGACAUUUUAUCUAGAUACAUAUAGUACGUUUUUGUAAAGUAAAAACGUGAUUGUAGCACAUCGUACAAUGUUAAUUAAUAUGAACGGCAGCACUCUUAUGACUUAUUACACUUCAACUUUUCUUUAUCCUACCGUUUCUUACUUCAACUCUAGAGUCGCUUACCUCGUACUAUCACAGUAAAGUAGAACCAGGUACCACAAAUGCAACAUUUACUUUUGAGUUUUUCUAUUUUUCAGAUCAUUUUUUUUAAAAUUAAUAAUCAAUCCUCAUGGAUUCUGAUGUCAUUAAUAAAUAUUUACUACAUGCUGAUGAUUGUUAAUCAUUAUUUGAACAAAAUUUACUAGCAAGUGGUGGUAGAUCGGCUGUAUCAACAGUAUGUAAUUCAUUAAACGAUAUUUAUAAUGCCAAAGAUUGGAAUGAUGAUCCAAUAAAGGCUAUUGCCACAAGUUUGAGUAUUCAAAUACCAACAACAUUGAAAUUAGAUAUAUUAAGACAAAAACGAGAUGAAUUACAAAAAGAGAAAGAACUAUUGGAAAAAGAACAAAAACAACAACAGAAAAAACUAAACUUUUUAUCCAUCAUCAAUGCAUAUAGUUUUGAGCAGUAG
Didymodactylos carnosus is the source of this 1233-nucleotide messenger RNA. Lineage: Eukaryota; Metazoa; Rotifera; Eurotatoria; Philodinida; Philodinidae. The record is from the annotation of a GenBank genome assembly.